Molecule: messenger RNA, 4362 nt
Organism: Recurvomyces mirabilis
Lineage: Eukaryota; Fungi; Ascomycota; Dothideomycetes; Mycosphaerellales; Teratosphaeriaceae
Exons: 2
Coding region: 1-4362 (1453 amino acids)
Biological process (GO): DNA damage response; protein polyubiquitination
Cellular component (GO): nucleus
Molecular function (GO): ATP binding; ATP-dependent chromatin remodeler activity; ubiquitin protein ligase activity
Source: RefSeq, a predicted model, not a curated record
AUGGCGAUCACUAACGAGUACUCCAUUGCGCGAGUGAGCUCGACUUGUGUCAAGUCAGCCAACGAGCAAAGUGUUCUGGUCGAAGCUGGAGGGUUCGCUCCCAUCGAAUACUUCUUGAAGCACUCGGCGUCAGGUAUCGCCACACAGGAAGACGACACAGAGCCGCCACGGAAGCGACAGAAGUUGCGACAACAGAAGACGAAAGCAGCGCACACUGCCUAUUCACAGAGUAAGGAUGACAGGAUCCCGAUCCACAAGGUUAUCAUCGAUCUAGUCUUCCCGCAGUCACUUCAGGGCAGUUCCGUGUCUUCCCAGGCGAUUCAGCAAGAUGCAGACUUCAAAGGCGCAAAAGCGAUCGAUGUUGUCCCGUAUGGCAUCGAUCCAGAGGACGAUAGCGACGUUCUCAUGCGCUUCACGUUGGCCGAGCCGUCAAGUCCUGUCCUCAUCGUCGAAGCAACGGACGUUGCAAAGGCUGCGCAGGAUGCUUUGAGACUCUACGCACUUCCAGGAGCUAUACGGGCGACACUGAACGGGACUCGAGACGAUAUGCAUCCUGCUAGUGUGGUUCGUUGUACACUGACCAGAUCGCUGGGACAGCUCCAUACUGUUGUCAGACUGGAGGUGACAGUAUCUUGGCGCUCUGGUGUUUCUGCGUUCCCGCAAGGUGUGCCAGUUGGGAAGUCCAGAGUAUACGACGAUUACGAUCUGCUAGCUGGAGCGUAUCCUGAUGCUAGUCGAAAUGACAUCGAUCAUAAUCAGCCUUGGUCGCCACAGGACUUCUAUGAAAGUGUGCAUGUGCCACCGAAAGACGGUGACACUCAAGGCCUCUGGAACACUGUAGAGGAUGCCGAAGGUAAUACCUGUUACGUCAACUUCCUUCAAGCUACGAUUUCUCGCGAACCCUUGAACCAAACAAAUUUGUCCGGCGGCCUGCUUGCUGAGGAGAUGGGUCUCGGCAAGACUGUUGAGCUCAUGGCCUUAAUCGCAUCACAUCGAGACGAAGGUCAUCAAGCAAAGUCGAUGUUUGAUGCGCUCUCUGGAAUGACAGUCACAGCUUCGAAGGCUACUUUGAUCAUCACUCCACCCUCGAUCAUGCAGCAGUGGAAGUCUGAACUCGCACGACACGCUCCUGCCUUACGUGUGCACCAAUACCGGGGCAUUCCGGCGGGCCGUCAAAAGCCAGCUGCCCAGCAGCAAGUCAUCGACGAUUUGUGCUCAGAGUAUGACGUUGUGCUAGCAACGUAUAGCACUCUAGCGCACGAGGUGCACUUUGCCGAAGAUCCUCCUGAUAGAGACAUGCGACACGCACGAAAGUUUGAGCGCAAGCGGAGUCCUCUCGUACAGAUUCGGUGGUGGCGAGUGUGUCUUGAUGAAGCUCAGAUGGUGGAGUCGGGCGUCACAGCAGCUGCUCGUGUGGCUUGUCGCUUGCCCCGUGUGCAUAGCUGGGCUGUUACGGGCACACCUUUAAGGAAGAAUGUUCAGGAUCUCCAUGGUCUACUCAUCUUUCUACAAUAUCAGCCUCUCAGCGAGAGCAACAAGCUUUGGAGUCAUCUCAUCACCAAUCACAGGCACAGAUUCCGCAGGAUAUGGGGAGACAUUGCACUUAGGCAUACGAAAGCAUAUAUCCGGGACGAGUUGCGUCUGCCGCCACAGAAGCGGAUUGUUCUGUCUGUACCGUUCUCGACCGUAGAACAGCAACACUAUGCGACCAUGUUCGAGGAUAUGUGCAAUGCAGUGGGCCUGGAAGCAGACGGCUCACCAGUACAUCCGAGCUGGGACCCCGAGAACUCACUUACAAUAGAGGCGAUGCGUUCGUGGCUGGUCAGAUUGCGGCAGACGUGCCUGCAUCCACAGGUCGGAGGCAAGAAUCGCAAAGCGCUUGGUCGUGGCAAAGGUCCUCUGAGAACUGUCGCUGAAGUUUUGGAAACGAUGAUAGAGCAGAAUGAGACGAUGAUACGAACAGAGGAGCGCGUACUGGUCGGAACCCAUCUCUCGCGAGCUCACAUACUUGGCAACAAUGGUGAGGACGCGCAUCGCAGCGAGAAGGCUCUUGGAAUUUACAAAGCUGCAGUGGAGACCAGUGAGGCACUGGUACGUGAGGCUCGCCAGCGCUUAGCAGCCGCGAAAGCUUCGAUCGCAAUGAAGGGCGAGCUUGUAGUGGAUACGGAGGAUGAAGAGUCCUCCUCGGAGUCGACACCACUACUUGGUCAGCUGAGAGGUCACCUGCGCACCGCUCUCCAGCUGCAACAUGCCUGUACUUUCUUCGCUGCAACUGCCACGUAUCAGAUUAAAAGCAACGAGGCACUCACGAUGUCUGAGUCGGAAGACUUUGCGAAGCUUGAGGAGCAGGAGUCAAACAUGUAUGAUGCUGCCAAGCAGAUCAGGAGAGAGCUGUUGUUGGAGUCGUCUCGGAAAGCAGAGUCGACAAUACGUAAGAUCAAGGAUAACAAGGUCAUCAAGCUGCCAACCAUAAAGGCGUUGGAGAUGGUCGGAAUUGAAGGCCGCAAGCUAGUGGAUAAAAGUGACGAUUUAUUUGACGUGAUCCGGAAGCUAGGUUCACAAAUCACAGCUAUGCGUAAGAAGAUGGCAGAGUAUCUGAUCAAGCCGCUGGUGGAUGAGGAGAAGGAUGGCCAAGAAACCACAGGCGACGAGUACGAGAACAGUACGAAAGAGCAGGAUGAGCUUUACGUGUACUUCGAUGUCGUCAAAGCCAUGCACGCCGACUUGAACACAUUUGUCACUGGCGAGGACGCUCCACUCAUCGAUCACGAGAUGAAGACGCUCGUCCGUGACGCUAUGUGGUAUCUGGAUCCGGAGAUUGAAACAGAUAGUGUCGUUCAUGCGCCGGAGCUGCUGCUCAAGCUGGUGGAAACACGGAACAAGCUUCGGCAGCGCAGGAACGAAGUAGGCUCAGUCCGAGGGUUGAUCCAGCAAGCGCGUGGCCUUGAGGGUGCUGUCGAAUGGAAGGACAACAUUCGCGCCGAGCUCGAACGUACAGUCAUUCAGCAACACCUCACCGCUCUCCAAAAGGUGUUCAAUGACUACACAAAAACCUUGACCGGCCUGGAGAAAGAGGUAGAUCUGUACAGAACCGCGCAGAAUCAGCGCCUAGAGUUCUACAGACAGCUGCAAGAGCUUUCUGAUGCAGUAGCGCCGUACAAAGACGAACUUGACGCCAUCUUGGACUUGCCGGCGCUCGAGGAUGUGAUGGAGAAGGAGGAAGCUCAAGAGAAGACUUUAGCCCAGCACAAAACCAAGAACCGGUUUCUGGUGCAUCUGCGCGACGACAACCAGGGCCAGGAGAACUCGCGGAUCUGUGUCAUCUGUCGGUGUGACUUCGAGAGCGGUGUUCUUACGGUUUGCGGCCACCAGUACUGCAAAGAAUGUAUCCAUCAUUGGUGGCAUCAGCAUCGCACCUGUCCUGUCUGCAAACGUCGACUGCACCGCGUCGACUUUCACGACAUCACCUACAAGCCACAAGAGCUCAAGGCGCAAGAGGAAGUGCAAUCUAGCUCGUCCUCGCCUGGUGGUGAAGGCUCACCAUCUGCAUCCUCGAUCCAGUCAUCUAUCUAUUCUGAUGUGGACAGCAAGCUCAUGAACGAGAUCAAAUCCAUCGACCUACCUUCCAGCUACGGCACGAAGAUAGAUACUCUUGGCCGGCAUCUCCUCUGGAUCCGCGAGCACGACCCAGGCGCCAAGUCUAUCGUCUUCUCACAGUACCGCGAGUUUCUGGAUGUGCUGGGCACAGCACUGCAAGACUUCAAGAUAGGCUUUAGCAGAGUCGGUCAAGCUGGUACGAUCGAAAGGUUCCGUCAUGAUCCGAGCGUCGACUGUCUGUUGCUGGAUGCCAAGACCGACUCUUCUGGGCUCACACUUGUCAAUGCUACCCACGUAUUUAUUUGCGAGCCUUUAAUACAGACUGCGGUUGAACUCCAGGCUAUCGCUCGUGUGCAUCGUAUCGGUCAGACACGACCGACGACAGUAUGGAUGUACCUCGUCAAUGACACCGUCGAGGAAGCAAUCUACGAGAUCUCCGUCAAUCGUCGAUUGGCGCACGUGCAGUCGAGGCAACAGCAGCAAAGACAUGGCAAGUCACGCUCUACUACUCCAGCACCACUCCAGGAAACGGCGCUCGAUGCCGCUAAUUCGGAAGAGUUGCAGACGGCUCCUCUUUCGAAGUUGCUUGUUAGUGGUAAGGGUGGUGGUGAGGUAGUCGGGAAGGAUGAUCUUUGGCAGUGUUUGUUUGGGAAAGCGAGGAAGAACGAGGGUGUGGUGCAGAACAGUGUCGAGGUCGAAAGGGAGAUGGGUCGGCAUUUGAGAGCUGAGGCUGCUGUGGAGAGGAGGGGUGGUGCUGCUUCUUGA